AUGUCGGGGAACUACUCCAGUGCCACUGAAUUUUAUCUCGUUGGCUUCCCUGGCUCCCGCCAUCUACGCUAUAGCCUGUUUGCCACCUUCUUGUUCCUGUACUCAGUGUCGUUAAUGGGAAACUCUGUCAUCAUCACGAUUGUGUGUGUUGACAAGCGUCUGCAGUCCCCCAUGUACUUCUUCCUCAGCCACCUCUCUGUACUGGAGAUCCUGAUCACGUCCGUUAUUGUCCCUGUGAUGCUCUGGGGGCUGCUGCUCCCCGGGAUGCUGAGAAUAUCGCUGCGUGUCUGUGUCGUGCAGCUCUUCUUGAACCUCUCUCUGGGGACCUCAGAGUUUUCUUUACUGGGAGCGAUGGCUGUGGACCGCUACGUGGCUGUCUGUAACCCUCUGAAGUACAACAUCAUCAUGAACAGUCAAACCUGUAACUGGGUGGUGAUUGUGUCCUGGGUGUUUGGACUCCUUUCUCAAAUCUGGCCCAUCUACGCCACCUUCCAGUUCACCUACUGCAAAUCCAACGUGGUGAAUAAUUUUUUCUGCGACCGUGGACAAUUGCUCAAACUGUCUUGUGACAACACUCAGUUCACUGAGUUUGUCCUCUUCUUGAUGGCCAUUGUCAUCAUCGCUGGCUCUCUGAUCCCAACAGUCGUCUCCUACACCUACAUCAUCUCCACCAUCCUCAAGAUCCCCUCAGCCUCUGGCCGCAGGAAAGCCUUCUCCACCUGCGCCUCCCACUUCACCUUUGUCGUCAUUGGCUAUGGCAGCUGCUUCUUCCUCUACGUGAAGCCCAAGCAAACGCAGGCAUCUGACUACAACAGGGCCGUUUCCCUGUUGGUGACUGUGGUGACCCCCUUCCUCAACCCUUUCAUCUUCACCCUGCGGAAUGACAAAGUCAUAGAAGCCCUGCGGGAUGGGGUGAAACGCUGCUGCCACCUCAUCCACAAGAAGCCCUUCCCUAGGGCAGUUUUAUGA
Molecule: messenger RNA, 969 nt
Organism: Echinops telfairi (small Madagascar hedgehog)
Lineage: Eukaryota; Metazoa; Chordata; Mammalia; Afrosoricida; Tenrecidae
Product: olfactory receptor 9A4-like
Exons: 1
Coding region: 1-969 (322 amino acids)
Biological process (GO): G protein-coupled receptor signaling pathway
Cellular component (GO): membrane
Molecular function (GO): G protein-coupled receptor activity; olfactory receptor activity
Source: RefSeq, a predicted model, not a curated record